This is a messenger RNA of Hemiscyllium ocellatum (epaulette shark), 10019 nucleotides long. RefSeq names its product olfactomedin-like protein 2B. Gene Ontology annotation, biological process: signal transduction. Bases 283 to 3333 code for a protein of 1016 amino acids. The record is from RefSeq and is a predicted model, not a curated record. Lineage: Eukaryota; Metazoa; Chordata; Chondrichthyes; Orectolobiformes; Hemiscylliidae. The transcript is spliced from 8 exons.
ACAAACCCAGCUCUGCUGCAAAUUGGAAAUUAAUGCUCUCUCCACAUCAGGCGUUCGCUGUGAAUGGCAACGCAGUAUUAUUUGUGCAACUGGUAUUUGUCUAAACUAUAAGUGAAGGAACUGGACCGUUCUCUGGAGUGUUUACCUCAGCCUUGAUCUUGCCGAUUUUAGUGGGGCGAGGGCGGGGGGGGGAAAUUGGUGUUUGUUUUCUGCAGCUCUUGGCAGUAAUCCUGCCCUCGACCCGACCACACUCUUAUUCAGUGAGUGCGGAAAGAUCCCUUCAUGCGGAUAACGAAGAUGCUGUGGGGAGCAGUCUUCAUCGUGGGCUUGGCUCUGUGCAGUGGACUACCGGUCAACAGCGGACUCCGCAACAUCACCGGCAAAAAUGCUAAACCGAUGCCAGUUGUUGGGGAAGAAGCGAAGAGUGACGCUGAAGCCAGGACAACUGAAUCCCAGAAACAGGACAGCAACCUAUCAGAGUUGCUAGGGGACUAUGAUAAAGUGAAAGCCGUCUCUGAGGGUUCGGAUUGCCGCUGCAAGUGUGUGCUUACACCCCUGGGCCGGGACGCUUGCCACCGGAUUCAGGAGGGCACCGCCAGGCCGGACGACUCGUACACGGUGGAAACUAUCAGCUCGGGACCACUCUGUAAAUGUACCUGCCUCGCCCCACCCUCGGCUCUCGACUCCUGCCCUGGCCAAAUCAGAUUGCAGAAGUUCCAGGAAGCGGAAGGCAACAGUUUCAAGCUCUCCUCUGUGAUGGAAUUGUUGGAAGGUGCCAUCUUUGGAUUAGACCUCAUAAAGUUACAUUCCAUUACAACCAAGCUUAUCAAGCGCAUUGAAAAAUUGGAAGAGGUAUAUCCUAUGAAAACCUCCACGGAAGAUGUGCCAAUCACUGGUUAUGUCAAUGAGGUUCAGAAUAAGAUGGAGAAGAAGGAAAAUUGCACUACCCCUCACAGAUACACAAAGGAAGAAAUGAUCGACAUGAGCACAAACUUCCUGCAGAGAGAUGCUGCAGCCACCUACACACAGUCUGAGGAGAGGCACAUCCGAUUGUUAGCUGAAAUGUAUGACAAAGAGCUUAGCCAGAAAAGACAAAAUAAUAAAGACACCAUAUCACCCGCAUUAUCGCGCACAGAGAAGAAGCGGUUUGAGAGGAAACAGAAGCAGAAGCAGUCCCAAGGGCCAACUAUUUUACGAACAACAUACUACAAGGCAAAGCCUUCAGAGGAAGCUGGAGAUGAAGAGAUGGCAGAGGAUGAGCAAGCCAGCUCUGCGAGUGGUGAAGAUGCAACUCUACUAUUUUUGGACGAUCAACUCAUUAAGCACAUGGAACAAGUGAUUAACAUUUCUCAGGCACCAAAUCCUGCAGUGGAACCAGUCACAAAGAUCAAUCCAGAGGCAGCAACAACAUCAAGACAACAGAUGAAUUUCUCUGCUGCUGCUAGCCCUAUCCCUAUCAUUGCUUUUGCAGGUCCUAGUGAUAUCACUAGCAGUACUAACAUGACCAACUCUUCUGCAACCAUCCUAAGCAGACACACUGCAACACCCAACCAAUCCAAUACCACUAGCCCUACAAGUGCAACCAACACCAUUACUUCUGACACAUUUACCACCAAAACUCUUGCUUCUGGUCUCUCUAUACCUUCCACAGCAAUCACACCUUCCAACAACAUUCCAAAUUCCAUCACGACAAAUGCAAGCCAUACCUCAACUGCACAACCUUCUGCCAACACCACAGUGUCCCUUCAACCACCCAGCUCUGCUCCUGUGUCUAGUGCAGACAUCUCCACAAUUCCCAGCAGCGAGGUUCCUAUUGCCAUUCCCAUCAUUUCCAUUGUUGAUCCUUCGAGUACUGCAGCCCCCAUCAGCACUGCAACCACAACCUCGAGCUCCGCACCUACUUCAGCCAUCACAACUGUUGCUGCUGCCCUCAUUACUACAGCAGUCACUACAAGCACUGCACCUCCAGCUACAACUGUGAGCACCACAGUCCACUCUACUACGGGCACCACAGCCCCCAUCACUACAAGCACCACAGUCCCAAUCACUACGAGCACCACAGCCCCAACCACUACGAGCACCACAGCCUCCACAACCAUGAGCACCACAGUCCCAACCACCACAGUCCCCACCACCACAAGCACCACAGUCCCCACUACCACGGUCCCCACCACAAGCACCACAGUCCCCACUACCACAGUCCCCACCACUACGAGCACCACAGCCCCCACCACCAUGAGCACCACAGUCCGUACUACCACAACAGCCACUAUACCCACCACUGAGCCUCUGACUACUGCGGUCACCACCACAACCAAUGUACCCACAACCACCAAACCCACAACAACCACUGUGCUUACCACAACCACCAUACCCACCACAUCUCCAACCACUACGAUUGUUAGCACAACCACCACUCAAAGGGCAACCACAACAACGACUACACGUUCUCCAAAAUCUAGAAUAACUUCUUUUGCCAGAAGGAGGUCGCAGGUAGAGGUGACACGGAGGCAGCGUGUGAGCCACAAGCCAAAUAAUAGCUACAAAAGUUUUGCAGAGUGUAAGGAAACCUUAUCAACUAUUUCUGGACCGAAGACAAAACACAUUUAUGGGAGAAAAGAAGGUGCUUGGAUGAAAGAUCCAAUAGCAAAGGGAGUUAAAAUCUACAUCACCAACUACUAUUAUGGCAAUACGCUGGUGGAGUUCCGCAACAUGGAAUAUUUCAAACAAGGUCGCUGGAGUAACUCUUACAAACUUCCAUACAAUUGGAUUGGCACAGGCCAUGUGGUGUAUGGUGGGGCUUUCUACUACAAUAGAGCUUUCACUCGCAAUAUUAUCAAAUAUGACCUGAAGCAAAGGUAUGUGGCUGCCUGGACCCUGCUUCAUGAUGCAGUGUAUGAUGAGGCCACACCCUGGAGGUGGAGGGGUCACUCCGACAUAGACUUUGCCAUUGAUGAGAAUGGUUUAUGGGUGAUAUACCCAGCCAUUGAUGAUGUGGGGUCCUUGCAAGAAGUCAUUAUCAUCAGUAGGCUCAACACUGUUGACCUAUCCAUCCAGAAAGAGACGACCUGGAGGACCGGCUUGAGGAAGAACUAUUACGGCAACUGCUUUAUUGUCUGUGGUGUGCUAUAUGCAGUGGACAGCUACAACAACAAGCAUGCUAACAUUUCAUAUGCUUUUGACACCCAUACAAACACACAAAUCAAUCCAAGGCUGCCAUUUACCAAUGAGUACUCGUAUACUACCCAGAUUGACUACAACCCCAAAGAGCGUAUCCUGUAUGCAUGGGACAAUGGCCAUCAAGUCACAUAUGGUAUCACAUUCGCCUAUUAGGAUGGAAAACACAGACGUUAACAAAGUGCUUCUAGCACUGGUCUUUGUAAAAAAAAUUAUAAAGAGGGGAAAUGAUGUUCUUAUAUUCAUUCACAGAUUGUAGAUCGAUCUGUUUUGUGUUAAUAUAACCAUGGUAACCUGCUUUAAAAGAGACAGAGAGAAAAACAAAUGCACACUAAAGGCCCCUAUUGAUCUGCGCUUUAUACAAUAGUUGCAUACCUUGCAUAUCAAGACGUAGAGGAUUAAAAUGCCUGCCAAACUUCGCUGCUGAGUUACAAAUGGCUCAUACUUCCUGCUCAAGCAUGACAUGCCUGUUGACCGAUAAAGCUGCAUGUUUCAUUUCAUAUUGGUUAUUUUGUGGAGAAGAAUCCAGCCUCUCAGCUCUGUCCCUGCACUAUGAACUGACCAUCAUUGCUACUGUCUGGAAUAAAUCAGACAGACAAUACAAUUCAAGAGGAUUAAGUUUAAGUUCUAAACAAUGAAACUAUUGAUUUAUGCAUCCUAACUGAUGACUUUGACAUAUGGCAUUAUAACAGUUCAGUAUUUCAUCAUGUUCUAAAGCACAAAUAGUUGAUUUAUAUUUGUAACAAUUCAGUAUUGUGGAUUAACUCCUUGAUGACCGAGAGGUAUGAAUUAUUGAAUGAUGUACUGCACCUUAGUUUAUAGAUUAGAGAUGGUUGCUCCCUGUGCUGUUUAUUAUUGAGAUAUUAGUGGUUAUGUGCUUGAGAAUUUACAGAUAUGUUCCUGAUAUUUAGUUUUUACUAAUAAAUAGGAUUGAAAUCUUGAAGUUAGCUUCUGUGGAACGCUGGGGUGGAGAAGAUCAGAGUUUUGGAUAUAGAGUAGAAAGCAGAAACUGCGUAUUGAUAUGGAGUCUGAAACCGACAGCAUAUAAUGUAACAUUGUGUGCACUGUGAUUGGUGCCCUCUAUUCACCAAUGAUUCAGUUUUAAAUCAGAAUUGCAAUAUACCUAUCAGACAAGGAAGUGCUCUUCGCCACAGUCAGCAUGGGUUUUGCUAUUUUUGUUGAAAAAUUAAGACACUGAAAAUGUUUACUUUGUGCAGAACAUUUGCACAUCGUUACAGCCAAUUGGAAUUGUCAGGUUGAAAUCAGAUCCUGUAGUUAAAAGAACAAAGCAGCAGGCAGUUUUCCACACUCUCCAUCCGCAUCAAUAUGAAGUUACACAGCUUUCCAGUAACACGUGCAUGCACCCUUGUCAGCUACAUCGUUGAUUUUAUAAGCAUGUAAGUUCCAGCUGCCUUUGGCAAGGAAUGUGUUAAUAUAAAUUAACUCUCGCCACUGAAUGGGACCAAAUAGGUAAACUGAAACCUCUGACACAUAGGCUGAGCAGCUGAUGAAUGAAUUCUAAAAUCUUCACGAUAACUGAGGUCACAUAUAUUUUGUCUUGUGCUGCCCCCACAUGCCAUCUGAUAACCAGGAAUACUUCUGGCAGCUGGACCUGAAAGGGGAUAUGGUGGGCAGAUGACAAAAUGAGCUGCUCUUGUAAUUUUAUAGUCACAGAGGAAAUAUUUUGAAGAGCACAUGGUUUGGAAACAUAGUUUUUUUGUUACUGGAUUAGAAAUCCAGAAGCCCUAGACUAAUGAUUUAGAGAAACAAGUUCAAAUCCCAUCAUGCCAUCUAACUUAGAUUAUUUAAAUCCGUAUUCAAAAGAUAAUAUAUGGACACUGUUACUCAUACUAUCAGAUUGUUGCAAGAAUCCAUUUGAUUCACUAAUUUUCUUCAGGGAAGGAGAUCUGCUCCCAUUAUCUAUUUUGGCCCUUAUAAGUCUUUGGACUGUUUAUUCACUUUGAACAGUCCUCUGAAAUGUCAAGAACGACCAACUUCUCAUGAACAAUUAGGGAUAAACAGUUAACACAAGCAUUACUGGCAACAAUGUACAAUUUAUUUUUAAAAAAGUGAAAAUAUACAUUUAAAUAACUUCACAAAGGCCAGUAUCCCAUCAUCAAAUCAGCCUUUAUUUACACGUAUGUUGUACAUGACACUGAUCCAGGUAGUUCAGAGACAGUUCCUACAAUGAGCAGAAUGCUUCACACUCCUGUUUUAUUUUCACAAUGAAUGAACAACGAGUGCAUAAAAUUUUAUUACGUUCCACCACAGCCAGGACUUCCUGAUUUGACCAGGGUAACAGCCCAAUUAGGGAACUUAUACUGUGAGGUCCACCUGGCUGACCUCCUUCCAAUCACUAUAUCCCUCCCCUUCUUAGUCCUGGGACAUAAGCCCAUUCUUUCUCCUGCAGCUUCUCCUGGGGUGCUUUUCCAACUCUGCUUCAGACACUGGUGGUGUGUAUCAGACCAUAGCCGGCCUCUUGUACCCAAAGUGUCUCAGCCAAAAUUAAUCAUUAGGCGGUUAUGAUGUUGGAGCUAUGACACCUGCCAUUUUCAUCUCAUCCUCAGACUUUUCUUUGAUGUUAGGAGGAGAUGGAGAACCUAUGGGUUCUGACAGCCUUGCCAGAUGUUCUGAGGGGCUGGAUAUGUUUUGCUCCUGCCCCAUUUGCGAUGUUGUAGCUUUCAUGUGGUAUGUGUGUGUGUGUGUUCAGGACAGCCUCACCAGCAAACUUUGUAUAUCACAGGACCUGACUUCACAUCGACCAUGCCUCUUCCCUUGCAAGGCCAUUCCACUUUGACACCAAACUUCAUCCCCUGAGUUAAACUGUUUCUCUCGCUCAGAGGAGCCUUACAUCUGACUCCAGUGUUACUGAUGUCAUUUCAUUCUUCACUUCCCCAGGCCUGGGAUGAUCAGAUUUAAUCUGGUGCGGUGUCUUCUCCGCGUUAGCAACUCAGCUGGAGCUAUCCCUGUAGUUGCAUGAGGGAUGAUCUGAUAAUCAAAUAGGAAUCAGGACAGUUUGGUAUUGAAUGAUUGGUACAUUGUUCAGUCAACUGUUUCUUUAAGCCUGCCUUCAAAGUUUGGACUGCUCUUUUUGCCAGAUUAUUGGAUAAUGGAUGGUAUGGAGCUAUCUUUACAUUCCUUAAAGCCAUUCGCCUUCAGGGAAUACUCAAAUUCACUGCCGAUAAAUGAUGUCUGUGACUAACAUUGUCUGUGACCAACAACUCCGGAAGCUUGUGUAUUGCAAAAGACACUCCCAACUCUUCAAUUAUGGUUCCUGUGUUGGACGAAUGAACUCUACUCACACCCAAUUACUUUGAAUAGGCAUCCACAAUGACUAAAAAACAUAGAACCCAUGAAAGUAUAUGCAUAGUCAACAUACAACCAAGUCCAAGGUUUACUUACCCAUUCCCACGAAUGUGGGGAGCUGCUGAUAGUAAUUUUUGUCCUUAUUGGCCUCUAGGCAUUGCCCUACCAAUGCAGCUAUGUUGGCAUCCAAUCCUGGCCACCAAACAUAACCUCUUGCCAACAUCUUCAUUUUGGAAACCCCUGAAUGACCUUGAUGCAGUUCAGCAAGUACCUGGCAGCAUCCUUUACUCGGGACAAUCACUUUUGCUCCCCGUAAUAAUAUGUUGCCCUCUAUGGUGAUAUGAUCUUGCUGUAUCCAGAAAGGUUUCAAUUCUGGUUGUGAUGGCCCAUUUGUUUCCCCUAACACCACUAUUUGCUUUAGUUUUGCCAGGAUGGGAUUGUUUUGUGUCCAUAGCUGAUAUGGUCAGCUGUGACCAUAAGGGUGUCCAGAAUGGACUCUUCUAGUGAUGGCACCACCGGUGGUGUAUCUGCCAGUCGGAGGUAGCUCAAGGUAUCCGCAUUUGUCACUUGGCCUCCCGAACAAUUUUCCGACUUGUAAUUGCACACAUUCAGAAUAAACACCCACCGUUGAAUUGUACCCGUAGCAAUGGACAUGGGCAUGUCCUCUUAAAGUAGCCCUUGCAGGGGUCUGUGGUCCAUUACUAUUACAAAUGUAUGUCAGUAAAGAUAUUGGUGGAACGUUCUCACAACAAAGAUGACCACCAAGCUUGCCUUCUUUAUCUGGGCACACCUUCAUUUGGCAUCAGCCAAAGACCUGGAAGCAUACGCUAGCGAGUGUUCCUUUCUGUUGGGCCAUCUGUGAUCUAACGCUACCCAGAUACUGUACGGGAAGGCAUUGGAUGUCAGCACACAUCUUACUUGGGAUCAUAGUAUGCCAAAACCUUAGAUGAUGAUAGCUGCCUCUUCACUUUGCUAAAGGCUACAUCUUGGCAACAAGAUGAUAUCCAAGGCUAAUCCUUUUUCAAUAGCAGAUGUGAGGGUGCUAGAUUGGAGGCCUGGUUAUGGAUGAAUUUUCUGUAAUAAUUCACUAAUCCAAGGAUAGACCUUAAGCUCUGGUACAGACAUGGGAGCUGUGAGAUACAGUGAUCACCUUCACUGUAUCUUCCAAUGUGUGUAACCUGCUCUUGUCAUCUCAGUAGUUCAAGUAGGUUACUUGGGGUGCGUUGGACACACAUUUUUCCCUCCUAAGGCGUCCACCCAUCUUGGAGAAAAUUCCAGUUAUUAGUGCAUCAUCCAGAUAAAUGGAGGCCUGGUAAAACCACAGCUCCUAUUGGAGGAACAACACCUUAUCUGCCACCUGGGAAAGCUACAACCCGGAGGACUCAACAUUGAGUUCUACAAUUUUAAAUAAUCUCCUCCCUAUCCCCUGACUCCUUUCCCAGCCCCUCCCCCUCCCUUCCAUUGCUCCCUGCCACCAACCAGACUCAUUUCUCCCACUGACCAACCGGGUCGUACCCUCUACCUGUCUUCAAUUAUCCGCACUUCACCACCUUCCCCCCACCACCCCUUUAUCUGCAGCUCCCCCCAACACCCACCCCCAGUUCUGAAAAAGGGUUACACCUGAAACGUCAAUUUCUGCACCUCGGGAUGCUGCCUGGUUUGCUGUGUUCUUCCAGCUUCCUGCCUGUCGACUGAUGAUGAGGCAGUCUCAUAUAUUGGUACAAACCAUUAAUUGUAGCUGGGAAUCCUCAUCUAAUCAGGUACACAUGGCUCAUAUCCAGCUUCAUGAAGGACAGCCCCCUGCCUGUUUGGCGUAAAAUCCUUAUGCAAGGGAUUGGAUAUUUAACCAGCUGUGAAAAUUUGCUUACUGUUUUGUUACAGUCGCCACAAAGGUGAACCGACUGAUCAGACUUCACAAUUAGUAUUACUGGUACUGCUCAUUCUGCAAACUGUACUGGUUUGAUGAUUUCCUCACUUGCCAGCCUCCUGAUUUCUGCCUUUACUUUCGCACGUAAAGCAAAUGGCACUGGGCAGGCCUUGUAGAAUCAUGGAAUUACUUCUUGGUCAACAUGUAAGAUGGCCUUGGCUCCUUUGAUAGUCCCUAGACGUCCCUGCAAAACUCCUGGGUAUUUAUUUCGGACUUCACUCAGGCAGGCAUUUUCUAAUCAAAAAAUGUUCAGCCAAUCAAGUUGAAUCAUUCUCAACCAAUUUUGCCGCAUCAAACUUGGGCCUGAGCCUUUUACCACAAUCAGUGGUAACUGAACCAGCUGCUUCUCAUAAGAGACUAGAAUCAAACUUGUACCCUUAACCUGUAGGGGUCCCCUGGUAUAGCUUGGCAGCCUGGCCAAGAUCUUACGCAAAUUUGAGGAUUCAGAGUCCAGAAUUUUGAAAAAGACUGGUUCUGCAAUCUCUGAUACAGCUGCACCAAUAUCGGCUUCCAUCAAAACUGAGCUGUUUAACCAGACGUUUAUUUUGAUUGGUUCUGAUUUCGAUGUUGCUAGGCAAUCUAACUGUUCCAAACCCGGAGGCAGGCAGACUUUACAGGGUGUGCACUCUCCUGGAUAUUGGCCUAUGAGUUCCCUUACUCAGUUCAGGCCUAGAGGGAUUAUUUUGCUGUCUUGAGUCCAUAUAUUGGCAUCAACUACAAUGGCUUGCUGGCCUGGAUCCUGGAGAGCAUUUUAACUGUCUGGCUAAGGCUUGGCUUCGUUUGGAGUUUUUAUAUGUAGCGUCCUUUUGUUUAGAUAUAUCCUGAGUAAGGCUAUGUAAUCGCUUUCACUCAAGUGGUGUUCCUCAAGCUCAGUUGGCCUGGCAAGGGUGUCCACUUCUGCCGAAAUACCAUGUAACUCUUAAGCUCCACUUACCAUAUUUCUUUUAAUGGUACAGCCAGUUGUAGUGCCUGUUUGGAGUGCAGUUGGGCUUUAGCAUGAUUACAUCAUUAAUCUCACUUACCAAAUGGUAUCUCAGCAUCUCACUUAGGGUUAAACCAAAAUCACAUGCCUCUGCCAAUCACCUUAACCUCGUGGAAAACCCCAAUACAUAUUCCCCUGGUUCUCGAUUAAAACUGAUAGCGUUUCAGAGUUACAGAAGUUGUAAUAUUUCCUAGCUAAAUCUGUCAACUCUUGGCAUAGUAUCUGAUGCCUCAGGGCAAGUUAGGGUUCCAAUAAUUGAAAAAAGCUGCUAGUCCACAAGGUGUUUCGAAAAUUAAUUGUUGCUUUUCGUCUUCCCCAAAGUCAUUUGAUUGGAAAAAAUAACGCAUUCUUUCCACAUACUGGGCCCAGUCUUUGAUGGCAACAUCAAAUCAGUCAAGCUUCCCAAACAGUGGAAUGAUUCCAGAAAUGCUGACCCCACCUGAAAGAUGGCUGUUAUAAGCGAAUCACUUCAGGGCAUAUGUUUCUCUUGUUGCUACUGAAGUAACUUCACAAAGGCUUGGUGUGGAGGAAUCGGUGCUGCACUGGGGUGGACAAAGUUAAAAAUCACACAGCAUCAGAUUAUAGUCCAACAGGUUUACUUGGAAGCACUAGCCUUCGGAGCGCUGC